AUGGAAAGUAAAAUAAAUACUGUUGCUGAAGAUGUGGAUAGUAAAGACAAACAUGCAGCUGAUCUGGAUCAGGCGUUAGCAGUUGCAGGACUAGGAUGGUACAAUAUCAAAUAUUGUCUAAUAUUAGCUACGUUCCUGAUAUCUGCUAUCGUGGAACCAGUAGGUUACUCCUUCGUGCUACCAGCAGCGAUGUGUGAUCUGGACAUGACUGACGCACAAAGAGGGUUUAUCGCAUCAAUACCUUACAUAGGUAUAGUCGCCACAUCAUUUCCCUGGGGUUUUCUGGUAGAUACCAAAGGUCGUAAGAAGAUGGUAAUACUCGCCUCCUUAACUGCUGGAUUCUUCGGCAUAUUAGCUGGUUUCAUGCCAGAUCUAAUCACUUUUGCAAUCUGCAAAUUCCUCACUGCACUUUGCAUAGCCUGCCCGGCGGCAGUGCCCUACACGUUCAUCGGUGAGAUCCUCCCUGCCAAGAACCGGGAUGUCAUCCUAUCCAUCACUAAUUCUCUACAGAUUAGCGGAUCAGCUUUAGUACCAUUACUAGCAUGGGCAAUACUGCCUUUGGACUUCCGGAUAGACUUCGGAUUAUAUCUCUUUAGACCAUGGAGGCUUCUAACAAUCAUAUACGCAGCCUUCUAUAUCUUAGCGGCAGUUUUACUACUUUUUGGUCCAGAGAGUCCAAAAUACUUAGUAUCUCAGGGCAAAAUGGAUGAAGCACUCAAAAUUCUGCAAGUUAUGUAUGCAAGGAACAAAAAGAAAUCCCCUGAAGAUUAUCCGAUUAAACGACUGAUUGCUCCUCCUCGCGACACCGAAAAGAAAAGUUUCCUGACAUCGCUAAAAGUACAAAGCGUACCGUUAUUCAAACCGCCAUAUUUGAAAUGGUUUGCGCUAAACGGAUUCCUUAUGUUUGGAAUCUUCUCAGUAUUAAAUGGUCUAUACAUGUGGGUACCAGAUGUCCUAAACAGGGUGCUCACUGGUGACGGCGAAGGCAAAACAGCUUGUGACGUCAUUUUCGAUAGACUUAAUCAGACGGUAGAUGCAGACGCUGAAUGCGUGGACACAAUAGAAAAUAUUACUUUUGUAAUAAAUUCAGUGGCUAACAUAAGCUGUGCCAUAUUAUCAGUGGCUGUCAGUAGUACAGUCAAGUUUAUAGGCAAGAAGAGACUUCUGAUCUCAUUGUUCUUCGUGAUUGGAACAUUCUGUGUUCUUAUCAACUUUAUAACUCAAGACAUGAUCUUUGCUGUACUUCUGUCAUCUUUCCCCAUCAUGGGUCUCGCCUUGGGGCCAGUUAAUGCGUAUGCUGUGGAGUUCUUCCCUACGAAUUUGAGGGGCAUGGCUAUAGGCCUGACAAUGAUGAUUGGACGUAUCGGGUCUAUAGUCGGCACCAACGUCGCUGGCAUCCUGCUGAAUGUAUUUUGCGAAUUGACAUUCUAUCUAUUUGGAGGUUUAUUACUGUUUUGUGGCGUACUCUCGUUCGUGCUACCAAGUUCUCAAAGCCCACCAACAAAUAAGAAAGUUCAAGAAAUAGAAGAUACCAGACUGUGA
Messenger RNA from Spodoptera littoralis (African cotton leafworm), 1542 nucleotides. The record is from the annotation of a GenBank genome assembly. NCBI's taxonomy places the organism in Eukaryota, Metazoa, Arthropoda, Insecta, Lepidoptera, Noctuidae.